AAAAUAAUUUUCAUUGUUGUCAAGCUGUCGUGUUUAUUAUUUAACCUCCCAGCUAUAAUUCCAGGUCAUUGUAAAUAGCCAUCAAUAUUAACAAAUAUUUAAAAAAUAAAUUUGCUAAUUAAAUUGACUGACUAAAAUGCCUGCUACGUCAACACACAAGUUUAUAACAUGGAUUGGAUUUAUUUCAAUACUUCACGCUGCUUAUUCUGCUGCUCAACAUCGAUCUUACCUCAGAAUAACGGAGCAGGAAUUCACAACACUGCCAAUUGAUAUAUUGAUCCAAGGAAUAAUUAGUUUGUUUAUUGUAAUGUACGGAGUGUUACAUAUCGCUGGAGACUUUAAAGAAAUUCGCGCAGUUGUCGACCUAGAGAGCAAGACCUGGGAAACAACGAGGAACUUGGCGUCAUUCCAAAUAUUUAAUCACCGAGGUAAAUUUUUAUCACCGGACUACACACCGCCGUAUUAAUAAUUAAUAAAUAAAUAAAUAAAAUAAAUAAAAACUAGCUAAAUAAUUUUAUAAAUAAAAAUAAUUAAGGAAGAAAGGAUUAAAGAAGACAAGUUAAGUAAAUUUAUCCAGCAAUGCCGAAUAAUACAUUAUUAUUAUUAUUAUUAUUAUUAUUAUUUAUGAAUGAGAAA
Cotesia glomerata is the source of this 636-nucleotide messenger RNA. RefSeq names its product ER membrane protein complex subunit 5 (gene EMC5). The transcript is spliced from 3 exons. The record is from RefSeq and is a predicted model, not a curated record. Lineage: Eukaryota; Metazoa; Arthropoda; Insecta; Hymenoptera; Braconidae. The coding region runs from base 137 to 466 and encodes 109 amino acids. Gene Ontology annotation, cellular component: plasma membrane; early endosome; EMC complex.